Molecule: messenger RNA, 2479 nt
Organism: Aedes albopictus (Asian tiger mosquito)
Lineage: Eukaryota; Metazoa; Arthropoda; Insecta; Diptera; Culicidae
Exons: 5
Coding region: 1-1944 (647 amino acids)
Biological process (GO): negative regulation of DNA-templated transcription
Molecular function (GO): DNA binding
Source: RefSeq, a predicted model, not a curated record
AUGUCUUCAGUGAAAAAGCCGGGGAAAAAGCCGAAAACCGAGCGUGAACCUUCGAAGAAAACCAAGCGCCAAACAGGAGGCGGACAAAAUGGCGCGCGCGAACAAGCAAAAAAAUCAAAUAAUGAAUAUUUGAAAGAAGUGUUGGAUGUAGCGAUGACCCAGGUAAACGGAGCAGCGUACACCACCGGGGGACUUAACUUCGUGGCAGUGGACAGCGCGAAACUCUCGGGGGAAGAUCGCAGGGAUUGUGAAGAUCCCCUUGAUUUAAGUCAAAAAUCAGAUCUGAUCCAAAACAAGGUGGAUUUCGACCAUGCUGGGAUAAAUGCAACCGAAAAUCGUGCUAACAAGUCCCUGGCUCAGCAGUGUAAUCAGCAGAAUCAGCUACAAAGACAAUCCAAAGAUCUGACCAUGGAAAUGGAGGAUUUUGUGGAUAGCAGCCAACCAUCACUGCCCAAAUCGAUGUCGUUCCGGUCAAGGACUCUUGCCGCAUCAUUGUCAGCCGCUACUGACCGCUGGAAUAAAACGACUACUUCAAAACACGAUGUUGACGGCGUUAACCAUCACCAGGAACCACGUAGGCCCGGAAGCCUAGCAAUCAAAUUUCCGAUCGUUAAGGAUGCUGACGGAUCGUCUCGCUUGAAUGUUCCUGCCCCCAAAGCAAAAGCCGAAGCAAAAAGUGUAGUGCGUCAUACAACAGCAUCAACCCCGAAGUCAAAAACAUCGAAGGAUAAACCGCUUUUAAGUCUGACAGCUGUGGAUGUGCCGAUGGAAACGGAGGAUUUUGUCGACAACAGCCAACCUGCGGUGCCCAAAUCGAUGUCGUUCCGGUCAAGGAUUCAUGUUGCCUCAUUGUCAGCUGCUGCUGGUAAAACCAACGAUCCGUUCUUAGUACUAUCUCAGCCAUUGCACAAAACGAUGAUAGAUGAUGCUCUGGAUCCAAAACUGGAUGUUGAUGACGUUGACCCUCACCUGGUACCGAGAAGGCCUGGAAGCCUAGCCAUCAGAUGUCCAACCUUCAGUGACGUUGACAAAACGUCUCGCUCGAAAGUCCCUGUCCCCAAAACAACGACCAUUGGGGAACAACGCAAGGAACAACGUGCAUCAUCAACUCCGAAAUCAAAAACAUCGAACGACAAACCAAAUUUGAGUCCAAUUGCUGGGUUCCAUGGUGAAGAUGAAAUGGAUGAUGAAGACUCAUUGUCACUGCAAGACUUUGAUGACGGAAGCUCGGAGGACUGGGAACCACCAUUCCCCCUCGGAAAUGCAAUCCCAACAACGUCUGAUGCUGCGAAUCGAAAUACUGGACAAAAAACUGUUAAUGUAUCGGAGAAGGAAAAUGAUGGCGAUAGUCUGUACCGUAAAAAAUAUCAUGAUUUGCUGGAGAAGUAUGAGCAGAAAUGCAAGGCGUACAAGGAGAUGAAGAAUAAAAAUGAGAAACAAAAGAUGAAAAUUGCAGAAAUGAAGGAUUUGGUCGUUUUUGCAAACGCAGAAGCUAAAAAAGCGCUAGCAGAUCCAAAUGCUAAGGUGACAUUCACAACGGAUUCAGAAAUUGAUAUUAGCUUCCAGCAAAUUGAAGAAGUGAACGCUGCUUCUAACUCUGACAUUCAAUUCGGUCAAAAUUUGGCGCUAUUUUUUUAUGGCGCCAACACUUUGCGAGAAAUGUCUGUCAAAGGUGUUGCGACCCACCGCUUCAAAAACGCUAAGGCACGACCGGGAAUCUCGCCCAAAAAGUUGACGUUCAUACACGAAAAAGUGCAACAACGCGUCGCCGCACGGGUUGGAGCUAAUAAUUUGGCAACCAUCAAUGCACUGGCUAAUUCGACACUCAUCAACAAGGGCAUUGGAGAAAAAAUCGCCAACCUGAAUAAGGCUGUGAGGCUCUCUGCAGCGCGUAAUGCUCUUCGCGAUGCGGAACAAAAUCCAAACCCAGCAGCCAAGGAUUAGCCUGGUUAUUAUAUGUUUCGAGCUAUUUGAAAUGAACUACCUCGACUGACAAAUCGUCUGUGACGAUUUUUAUCGAUUUUUUUAACUUGUUUUAGUUGGGACAUUUUCAAUGUUAUUAAGUUUUAUUUCACUUUUAACUAAGUACGUUGAAUUCGGUACAAUACAAUCAUAAGGUUUACGAUGUAAAUGAAGGUUGUCAUAAAUAAAAAAUAUUUGCGCUCAUGAAUAUUCGUCUCAUUGUUUUUAUUGUAAAACAAUUACCGCACCAUUCCAUUUAAUGUAAAAUUAACUAUGUUUAUACCAUUCAAAACAAAACAUGUACGUUGAUUCUUAUUGUUUGGUUACAAUACAAAUACCUUUUAUUCUACUGUAAAUUUAUUUUUUCGAUCUGUUUUUCAACAGUAUAUAUACCGUAUACCUUAUUGUUUUGCGAAAAAAAAUAUAUGGGAAAAAUAUAUUUUUUGUAAUGUUACGAUACUUAACAACCUAUACAUUAUAUUGUAGAAACUUCGAAAACAGUUCAUUAAAUGGGUAA